GAAAUACACCAACUUCCUCACAAAAAUGGAGGAAAUAUGAGCCGUGGCUGUUUGGUGGUUUCGUGUUUUUCUUCAGCAUAAUGUGUCUCAGGCUCUUCCUUCACUAUAACAUACUUAAGAAAACUUAAUGAGACCCAUCGGAGAUUUUAUGAGGACUGAUUUGUGUUUUGGAUAACUGGCAUGCCAUUGACCUCUUGGAUUUGUGGACAUUUAGGCUGUCAGUUACGGUACAGGGAUUGCAGGGACAAAUAACCACCCUGGAUCUUGUUGCCAUAUAAGGAAGAAGAAAGGACACGAGGAUAGGACAAGUGAGUGAACAGUGCGGCGCUGGGGAUGGGGUUGAGGAGCCAAAGGAGAAAGUCAUGGUUCACAGCGGCUUUUCUUCCCCGAUGAAUACAACGUCUGCACUGCCUUUACCAGCUUCUACCACAGUGCCACCUGUUGUGCCCCCACCUGCAGACAGCACAGAACAGACUGUACCCCAGACGCCCAUCAAACCCAUCUCUAACUCUGAUUCGACCAAUGUCUCAACUCCAGUUCCUUCUAAUGCUGAAACUCCCAUUAACAAUGAUUCAGAGUCUGUGUUGUCUACUUUAACACCAACACCUGCUCAGCCGGUUUUCAAUGGCCGCACAUCAGGCAGGAAAAGGACUCCUAAGUCUUGUGACUGCUGUGGUCCGAAAGGUCACAGCCACAAUGUCCAGACACCAAACAGAGGACGGGGAAGGGCCAGAGGGAGAGCUAGAGGGAGAGGGAGUGCUACCAACCUGGAAGACACUCCUAAAAGGAAGCUUGGAGGACUCCUGACACACAAUAAGUCUAUUACCUUGAUAAAUGAGAACUUGGGUAAAGAUGAAGGUACUACAAUGGGAGCUGAUAGUCCAUCACAAAACUCAACAGAAAUUCAUAUCCUUGUUCAGGAUGGGGUAGGAGUGAACUCUGUAUCAUCAGACUUAAAAAAUACACAAAGUUACAAGACACUGAAGGAUAGUGUCAGUAACAAUGACGUUGAAAUGAGGGUUUUGGACAGGCCAGUUGAUGUGGUUCAGAGCAGUUUUGUAACAGGAUCUACUCUUUCAACUACAAUUACUACAACUACACCAGGUGAAAUUAAAAGGAAAAUUGAUGAUAAUGUUGUAAGUUCUUCAACAAGUGUCCAAGUUGCAUCAAUAGCAAACAAACAGGCCAAGUUAGAACCGGAGCAGCAGACUGACCCAAAGCCUUCAGCACAAAAUGGAGAUGUUAAACUGUCUUCGAAUGGAUUACUGAGCAGUAAUAAAGAAGUAACACAAGUAACAAAUGGACCAUUGCAGACUGGUACAAAGCCAGGAGAUACCUCUGCUGUUGACUUGAUUUUAAUAGACCAGACCUCUGAGAAAACGAACUCUGUACCUCUUACUUUGUCCAAUGGAAACGCCACCACACCAAACGACUACACUCAGGAAGUUAUCGCUAUGGAUUCGGUGACACCCAAAACGCCCACUACCCCACCUCCGCCCCAGGACCCCAUCACCGUGAGCAGCGAGGAGCACCCUUGGGCGCUACGAGAUCACAGGAUGUACUGUCUACAGGGAACAUGGGGCAAAGUGGACCAGACUGUGGGGGCAGGAGGAGAGUUAAAUGAUAAAUCACAGGGACAAGAGGAGGAAAGAGAGCAGCUUCUUGAUAUGGUCCAUGAAUUCCUCGAGAGUUUUUAUCUGAAAUAUGGCAGUUUCAUUCCUCUUGCCGAAAGCGACGUCGUGGAACAUUUGAAGUCGAAGGGCAAAUCGGACCUCACAAACAAGGGAUUGGACAUUCAGAAGGAGGUGAAGCAGUACAGAGCGGGGCUGGCCUCUGCUCCGGUGGCUGGGUUCAUGGUGACGCACAACAGGCACACUCUGAGUCUGGAGGAUCUGAGCACGUUAGAGGAGCAAAACUGGAUCAACGACCAGAUCAUCAACAUGUACGGCGAGCUCAUCAUGGAAGCCACUGACCAGAAAGUUCACUUCUUCAACAGCUUUUUUCACAAGCAGCUGGUUGCCAAGGGUUACGAGGGUGUGAAAAGAUGGACGAAAAAAAUUGACCUGUUUUCCAAGUGGCUGGUGCUCAUUCCCAUUCACUUAGAGAUCCACUGGUCUCUGGUCACCGUCAGCAUGGCCCACAAAACCAUCAGUUACUACGACAGCCAAGGCAUUGUCUUCAGACACACCACAGAAAAUAUUAUGAAGUACCUUCUGGCUGAAGCCAAAGAGAAAAAACAGACGGCCUUCCAGAAAGGCUGGAAGAUCACCAUCAUCAAGGGGAUCCCUCAGCAGAAAAAUGACAGCGACUGUGGGGUUUUUGUCCUUGAGUAUUGCCGGUGUCUGUCAGUGAAGCAGCCUUUUCGCUUCAGUCAGGAAGACAUGCCACGCAUAAGAAAGAGGAUCUACAAGGAGCUGUGUGAAUGUCGUCUGGACGUUUGAAACUCCGCCCCCUUUUAACCCCCCUCCCCCCUUUAGACCUCACCCCGCCUCACCCUUCCUCACUCCUAUACGCUCUGAGACACGGGCAACUGACAACAUCAACAUCGUAGUGACGGCUGCACUGCAAAAAUGUACAUCUCCGGGUAGAAUUUAAAAGUGCGUUGUGCAACUUUUCUGGUGGGGCGUCCGUCAAAUACUUUUCUCCGUGUCAAAGAAUGUUUCACAGUAUUGUGUUAAACCUUUCUAUCUUCACGGAGACCAAAGCAGACCAAGUUACAGGUCAGAUCUGUGGAGAGGCGACCCCGCUCACAGUCAGAGCGCCUGUUUUUCUAAGUAUUUUUGAGCUAUAAAAUAGUUUGUAAUUAAAUAAAUGUAAGUUAAAGCUAUUUAAUGUCAUACUGUGGAACAAUCAAAGCAGAGCAACGACAUAUCCAUAGAAACAAGACCUCCAUCCAAAAUGUUACACAGUGCACCUUUAAAUGUCUAGAGUCAGUCAUAUUGAUUUGAGUAAAAUUGGCAAGUUUAGGUUUAUUUAUUAUCUUGGUCUGAAUUUUGUGACUUUUUGACCAGUGAUCAUCCAGAUUUUAAAAUUGAAAAAUCUAAUUCAAAUUGCAAUUCCAUGUUUUUCCAGGCUCAUCAAGCCCUAGUUAAAAUGCAUGUAAAGGUGGACCUGAUUUAAAAAACAUGAAAAACAGAACUAGUUCAUUUUAAACAGUUUGCAGAGCUCCCAAGUUAAUCCUCACUCACCUUAUGCCUUCUUAUUAUUCACAGUGAUGAGUUUAUAAGAACUUUUCACAACUCUCAGAAACCAGAGCGUGAUUGGCAAAAAGCUAACAACCAGCAUGCUAACGUGCACUUCCUGAGUAUCAGACAGUAAAAUGCUUUAUAAUUACACUCAGGCAGCAAGCAGCGGACAUAUUUUGACCUCAAUAGCUGCUUAUGCAAGACAAAUUUUGCUCAAAUACCUGUGAGAAAAUACAAUUGUGGACCCAAAUUGUUAAAGCAUGAUACGGUUACAGACUAUUCAUGUACUAUAUAUUUGUAAGUAAGUCUUUAUAUAUAUAUAGCGCUUUUCACAGACAUAUUGUAAAGUAUUAUAAAUUUGUAUUUUGGCAAAAGAGAAAUGGAGCUUGAUAAGUAAAUGAGCUGAAAAAGCUUUGAUUAAUUAUUGGAACCAAUUUAAAAUACCUUGAAACAACAAAGAAAUUCUAGACCCACAAACAAAACACAGCUAAAGUAGUACAACAGAUUCAAAUCAAAAUUAAUAUUCUGAACUCAAAUCUUUUUAAAGGUCCUAAGUUUCCCUUUUAGCCGUGUUAUAAUGUUGUUACCUCCUCAAAAACAGACCUGGAGUUGUGUUUUGUUUCAUUCACACAUGUUUGAGUAAUCCUGCAUUGUUAGUCUGUCCAUAUCUGCAAAGCUCAAAAUGCUCUGUUCCACCUUGUGAUGUCAUGUUGUAGUUUUAAAGUUCCCUUUUACCUUUUGUUUAGAAGAGGUCGGAAAUUCCAGUGCUGAAAAAAAUCCAAAUGAUUCUAGUGAAUGUGUAUGGAAUCUAAAAAUACGCUUCCUCUUUUACUACAUGAUGAUGUCAUGUAGUAAAAGAGGAAGCGCUCCACUGUAUUUUUAGAGGAAGAGAGAGGUGGAAGAGAGUGCUUUUAUUUGAGAGGAGAACUCGGUCUAAAAAUGUAGGAUUUGUGUGUUAAAUGUGUGAAUAAAACAAAACACAAUUCCAAGUGUGUUUUUGAUGAGGAAACAACAUUAUAACAGAUCAGAAAACAGUGUAAUAUGGGACCUUUAUCUGUGAGAUUGUGAAAUUUUUGCAGUGCCAACACAUCCAGGUCACCCCCAUCUUUAACCUUUGCCUCUUCUGUAUCCGAGUGACUGUAGUGGUCUUCCCAAUAGACCAAAAACUAUUAAGAACUAUUGAAGAACUCCUGAUGUCGCCCUCUACUGACUGAAAACAGCGCUACAGUACGGUUUCCCACUGUUUUUGCCAAAUCCUCAAGAACUUUUUGGACAAGAGAGGAACCAGCUUGGACCAAUCCUGGAAGAAACCUUUUCCAACUAGUGGCCUUAUAUCGAAUCGGCCAUUUUUAUCGAAAUUCUGGAACAGUGCUGUGACGAGAGGUGAUACGCGGACCAAUUCUUAUCAUUUAAACUUGAAGGAUUUACGUUGGAGGAUUCAUUUUGUUGAAACUUUGCACGGUUAGAGGCCUAAACAUCGAUAAACUGAAUGUUCGGUGGUAUGUUUUGUUCCAUCUUUGCAGAGUGGAGACUUCAGCAGCACAAAAGCUAUGGACACAUUUUCACUUGGGAGACGUUAUUAUAAGUUAUAAUUUCAUCACAGUUUAUUGACAAUAUUUUAGUCUUUGAGAUGAGUACUCUCGUUUAUCGAUUUAUGUGUUAAUCCACGGACAACUUGAGUUCCCAUUUCAUGCUGGUUAGUAAUUUCACAUUUUCUGCUGCUGUUGCGAGGACCACACGUUUUAAUCUAAUCCUUGAAGCUAAUCCCCCGAGACCUGUUAGCAUACAUUAGCAGUAGCCUACGUGAGUGUGGGGUAAACAAGUGGACCUCAGCUAUUUUAAAUCUUAAAGCUGCACUGCGUAACUUUUCCGGUGGACAGUCUGCCACUCGUUUGUGAUCAUGGAGAUGUAAAUGCUUUGCUUGGAAUGUUUCUAUCUUGCAUUAUUUCAUUUAUUGUUAAAAAAACAGUUGCCGAUACCAUACAUACCUCGAUACGUAAGCCACGAUACAAUAUAUAUUUCGAUACAGUGAAGGCUAUAUCAUGGCCAUGAUACUAAAAGUCUUUGUUAAACCACGUUCUGUGUAAAGUUCAUAUGAAGCACAAACAUUUUACUCAUUAAAACUGUGAAAAUGUCAAAUGUGUCGCAUAAAAGAAUUUCCUUCCAUGGAACAAGCAACAAAAACAACAAACAACAAGCAACAACAAAGUAACAAAAUAAUUAUGUAAAAUAUACAACUACAGAUACAGCAGCCCACAAUACUGAUACUGUAUCAUCACAUCAAAUGAUACGAUAUAUCGAUAUUUCAAUGUUUUCCAAGCCAAUCCAGUCCAACUUUACUUCUAUAGCACAUUUUACAAACAAAAGUUUCCAAAGUACAUUUUACUUUAAAAAGAAAAAAAAAAGCAGAAUUAUGUUUAAUAAGGACAGUAAUAGAAUAAAUAAAUAAAAUAAUAAUAAUAAAAUCAGUGAACAAAAAUAAUAAAAUCAAAACAUAACAGUACUAAAAAGAUAAAAUGGUUAAAAACAACAAAUAAAAGACACAGAAGACCACACAACUCACGCAGUAUUAAAAGCCAGAGAAUAAAAGUGGGCCUUAAGACGAGACUUAAAACGCUCCUCUGUUGGGGCUGUUCGGAUGUGGGGGAGCAGAGCGUUCCAGAGUUUGGGGCCGACCACAGAGAAGGCCCCGUCCCCCUGGUUUUAAGUCUCGUUUUGGGGACCACAAGCUGGAGCUGGCCCUCGGACCUCAGAGUACGUGCGCUUUUUGCACAUCCCUAAUUCUUACUGUGAGUGGGGUCUAUUCUCUCCACAGACCUGACCUGUAACUAGACCUUGUGGCAUCACUUGCUUAUCUCUAUGGUGAUACAUAAAAUUGAAUGCUAUACUUUGGAACAUUAAUCUGCCCUAGGGUGACCAGACAUCCCUAUUUACCCGGGACAGUCCCAGUUUUGAGCUUUGAGUUUUCCUGUCCCAGCAGAUUUAUCCAAAACUAUUGAUUUAUCCCAGUUUUGUACAAGAAAUAUUCCAGGUGUCUCUAUUUUUAACCAAUUUGAUCCCUGCCAACAGUAAGGAGAGGCAUAAAUCAUUAGUUCCUUACGUAAAAUGCAGAAAAGCUGCUUAAAAAUGACCAAAACACAAUGAAAAUGUAACUAGACCUACUCACAUGUUUGUCAUGAAUGGGCCAAGUGCAGAACAAUUUUCCUUAAUUACGCACUCGAGUCACAAUUUUAUUACCAAACACCAAAAACCAGGGGUGUCACUUUUUUAAAAUUUUUAUUUUGAAACUCUGGUCACUCUAAUCUGACCUGUGACCCAGCCUGAUGGUAUUGCUUGUGCCCAGGGAGAUUUAAUAUUUAAUGCCAUACUUUGGAACAGUAAUCUGACCUGUGACCUGGCCUAAUGCCAUCACUUACUUGUUCCCAUGGAGACAGAAGAUUAAUGUUUAAUACUGAGGAACAUUAAAAGCAAAUCAGUAACUAAAUAAAUGUGAACAAGUGGCAGACCCUCUAACAGAAAAGUUACGCAGUGCACCUUUAAUUCUAUAUCCAUCCUCGGUUUUAUUGUUGUAUAAUUUGUAUUUACAGAUUGUAUUGAAAGUCUAUUGGCCUUCUACUGUACAUGCUAUAGCUUCGGCUCAAACCAUGACUGUUUUUACCGUUGUUAUUAAAAAGACUGUACUGCUGGAAA
Molecule: messenger RNA, 6875 nt
Organism: Boleophthalmus pectinirostris (great blue-spotted mudskipper)
Lineage: Eukaryota; Metazoa; Chordata; Actinopteri; Gobiiformes; Gobiidae
Product: mucin-2-like
Exons: 10
Coding region: 363-2441 (692 amino acids)
Biological process (GO): protein desumoylation
Cellular component (GO): nucleus
Molecular function (GO): deSUMOylase activity
Source: RefSeq, a predicted model, not a curated record